UGUAAAAGUGUUUUUUGUGUGUCUGCGUGUGUGCAAUACGCACGUCCAUCUGGCAUUGCGCGGGCCUCCUAUCACAUUUGCGAGCACAAAAGAAUGAUUUGAUUUAUUUGCGCUGCUGGGUAAAUACAGUGCGACCAUGUGAUCGGCGCCAUAACCAAUAGGCGGCUGAGGAGAAGGUAAGGGCAGGAAAAAAAUUACUACCAUUUUAGGGGAGGAUGGAAGCCACUAUACUGACCCAUCUAAGGUUUUACAGUCGCCUUUAAGUGUCUUUUUUAUUGAAAUAAUAAAAUAAACAUGUCGCUAACAAAUUAUUAUUCCAUGAUGGGGCUGCAGACUGAGGAGCCGUACGGUGCACAUUUCCUCCCAGCAGGCUUGCAGGCGUCGACGGCCGGCUGCGCAAAGCCAUCCCGCGGCGCGGAGGAAGAGGAGGGGACGCCCGGCUCGCACAUUCCGGAUUUUGCCCACUUUCCCAACAAGCAAAGCGCCUUGAAUGGCUUCUCCCCGUGGACGAACCCCCCUUCGGCGUCGUCGCCGUCCUCCCCGCCGCUGCAGGCCGCCCCGGGCGCGUCCAUCACGGGACUUUUCCACCCGCACCACCUCCUCGGCCACCACCACCACCAGCAGCCUCCGCACCUCCAGCCGCAGCAGUCCCCUUACUACCCCGAGCACCUCGCCCCGGCCUCGGAGGGCCGCUUCGUCCGCUGCUGGGAGGGCCCCGGCCCCACCGCGGAGGGCACAUUCGCCGCCUGCCUGCCCCCGGCGCAGGGCUGCCCCUCGAACCCGAGCUCGAGGUACGAGGCGGUGAAACCCGACAGCUCGCCGACUCGGUCGCGCGGAAGUCCCGGGGACUCGACUUUUGCCAGCCCGGGAGAGGUGGUGCUCGAGCGACUGGGGACGGCCGAGGAGCUCCGCCGGAAGCCGGAGCCCAAAAAGGAAGACGAGGACGACGACGACCACGAGGAUGACAGGAGGAAAGGCCGACCUGUGCAGCCGGACCCAGAGAACCCGUCUGCAAGCUGGAUCCACGCCAAGUCCACCCGCAAGAAGCGCUGCCCCUACACCAAGCACCAGACCCUAGAGCUGGAGAAGGAGUUCCUCUACAACAUGUACCUGACUCGGGACCGGCGCCUGGAGGUGGCCAGACUCUUGAACCUGACCGAGCGGCAGGUGAAAAUCUGGUUCCAGAACCGACGCAUGAAGAUGAAGAAGCUGAUGAUCCGGGAAAGGAGGAGCAUCAAUGAAUAGGAUGGGAUGGGGCGGAAUGGGUCGGGGGGAGGGGCAAGUGUAACAUAAGCUUGUGGACAUCUAAAACAAAAAAAUGGACAUUUUUGGGUGCUUCUCCUCAAACCUCGCUGAAUGGACGUUACGGGACUUUUAAGUAACAAUAAAAUUAUAAACUGAAAGACAAAGACGUCCACACUGUGACACAGUUAAGUCCACAUGAAUGCAAAAUAUAUUUUUUGCUUCUGUCCCCACUUGUCGGCAUGGUCUUGUGAGAAUUUAGUAGGAUUUUCUACCCCAAAAAAUGUUCUAAAUUAGUGGCAAAGUGACAUUUUUGGGAGGGGAAACUUGAAAAUGUGCGUUAACGGAUGUUAUGAAAAUGUACCCUAAUCGCUUUGAAAUUGUGGUCAAAUAUUUCUGUCGGAUGAUUUUAUGGUGUGGUUGCUCUGGACACACUUUUUGUACCGUUGCCAAUUAGAUUCUUGUAAUAAUGUGCCUGAAGUUCUCGAAAAAUAUGGCCAAUGAAAUUUCACGGUAAAAGUCAAGAAAUAAUACAAAAUGCUACCAAAUUAUGUCAGAAUGUUAUUUAACGUUCUUUUUUUUUGCAGCACUUUGGUCAUAUUUGUGUAAUCUAACAAAAAUAUUACAAACUAAAAUGAAGACAACCACAACUUGACACACAUGGAAAUGCAAAUUAUAUUUUUUGCCGCCCCUUGUUGGCAUAUUGCAAGAAUUUAGUAGGAGUUGGUACAAAAAUAAUAGCUGCAAUUCAACAUUUUUUGAUAGCGGUAACUUGAAAAAUGAACAACUACACGCCCUAACCACUUUUAAAAUACGGUGAAAGAAUGUGGUACGCUCCGAAACUGUGACGAAACGUCAUAUUUUUGAGUCCGAUUUUGUGCAAUUUGUAGUCAUGUCUUUUGGAAAGUGAUGGAAAUUUUAUGCUUUAAGUACUAAAAUUGUGGCAAAAUAUAAUGGACAAGCUUUUGCCUCGAUUCCCUGUCAGCAUGUUCUUGUGAAAAUUUAGUAGGAUUUUGUACAAAAAGGAAUUUUGUUGAACAGCUAUAUAUUGCUGGAAGUAGUAGUCCAUUUAUGAACAUAAUUUCUGUGGUUAACUGUGUAUUAUUUAUGACUAAAUUAUCGCCACUACAGACUGAAUUAUGUUUGUAAAAUAACGCAUCGUUUCGUAAUCUGUAGCAAUCCUAUGUUACAAAUGUUAUGCCUACCAAAUAAUGUCAAAUAUCAUUGGAACGGCACUGAAAACUGUUUUUGUUGAUUGAAUUUAGUCAAUUUCAUUUCGUCAAGUGGUUGCACGAAAUUAAAUCAUCUGGUACUGGAUACAUCAAAAUCCAAUCCAAUGGUUUUGGAUCCAGAUAGUUUUUGUAUCAUGUCCUACUAAAUUUUCAUUGUGACAUGCACCACCCCCCCCCCCCCCUCCCGUUUUUUAUGUAUGUGAAGUAUUGUAAUUAGUAGAAACUUAAUGUCAACUAAUAGAGCACCAUGUUGAAGAUCACUUUUUGCACAGAUUACUCAUCUAGGGCUGAAGUUUUCGGACAACUUCCUACAAAAAAAAUCUCAUUACGUGUCACCCCCUCCCCCCAAAUUUUUGUAGUAUUGUGUUUAGGUGAAAAACUUAAGUAAUGUAUUAUGUAAAAUAUAAGGAAGUUCAAUUUUGCAUACACAGGCGUAGUCACGCUCUCGUAACACAUCCCGGACUUUUUGUGUGCAAUUUCCGACUCAAUUGCCCUCUGACGCACCCCACGAGUGAUCUCAUGACUUGGCAUGACCCGAAAUGUACAGUAAAGAUGAUUUAUGUCAACACAUAAAACCUCACUGAAAGAGCAACCAAAACACACUCACACCUCACAAAAACAGACACAUAAUUGCAUACAAUUAAAAUGAUUGUAGCAAAUUCUUAUCUAAAAGUGGAUUCUGUAAAUAUUGAGUAUCUUAUGUUAAAUUGUGUGACAUUUGCAUGGCUGGUUAUUGUUUGGUUUAGAGACAAGAAGGCACUAAGUCUCCAUAUUUGGUUUCAUUUGUUACGAGAAAUGUGCUUUUAAAACCAUCAUUGUUUUCAUUCUCUGUGUUAAAUGUGAAAUAAUCGCGACGGGACACAGUAGCAUCACUUUUAAUAUGGCGCGUCGACAUCAUGGGUUGUAUCCAAUGUGAAAUUGUUGUAUACACCAUUUUAUAACAGUCAAGUGACAUGCGUACAUAAUGUGACAGUUAGCAUGUGACUCAAACGUGCGUAACGAGCGAGCAGUCUUUGUCACGCAAGCUAACCGCUGCUGUGUUGUUUUUGUAAACACAAAAGGUACGAUUGUAUAAACAAGCCCAAAAAAAAACCACAAAUGCAAAUAAGUAACCUCACUCCGUUUGUUUAGCGUUAGCAUGUAGCAGAGAGUUGGCGUUUCCCAGUAUACAGCACAUUAGCGAGUAGACUAAAAAUCUAUACGAAACAUAAUCGCCAGCCAAUUGCAGGGCACAGUUCGAAAAACAAUUGACACCAAUGGGAAAUUUCGAGUCUUCACUGAUGCAGAGGCAGGAACUGUGAGACAGAUGUGCUAACCAGGGGCCUACCAUGCUACCCUAAGCUAAACGAUAUCAAGUGUUAUUCCUUUGUUGGUGUGUUGACAUUGUUACUCUUACUCAUUAUGAAAUUCACGAAAAAAAACAUAAUUUUCAUACCACUGACCGCAGUCUUUACUUUGGGCCAAACCACAAGCAAACCAAACGGUUAUUGACAAGUAAACUGUUUGUUUUGAAUCGACUGCUUGUGGCUGAAUAGUUUCUAAUAAGCGAAGGGUUCCCGCAACUUUGACAGCGAAGACGUUGUUGUGACUAUUCAAUCAAAAAUGUUUUUUUUUUUAUAAACUGCAUGUAGAAUUCAAUAGGCAUCAUUGUAUAUUUUGUUGCUAGUCACACAUGCAGGCGUGCACAAACAUUUGUGGUUGCUAGGUGUCAGCUCACACAACACAAAUGUGAAUGUUGCUGCUUCUUUUCUUUUUUUUAUACUUUUGGACACACUCAACAACUCAAUCCAGCCCACAGUGUGUGAGCGUUCCGUGGAAUGUCCGCCACAAAACUGGAGCCCAGAUGUCAUGUCUGCCCCUCCCCACACACUCUUUUGAACACUUAUUAAAUAAAAUGCCCUCUACAACCUCAA
Syngnathus acus (greater pipefish) is the source of this 4387-nucleotide messenger RNA. Its product is annotated as homeobox protein Hox-D9b-like. Gene Ontology annotation, molecular function: RNA polymerase II cis-regulatory region sequence-specific DNA binding; DNA-binding transcription factor activity, RNA polymerase II-specific. Bases 295 to 1245 code for a protein of 316 amino acids. The record is from RefSeq and is a predicted model, not a curated record. Gene Ontology annotation, cellular component: nucleus. The transcript is spliced from 2 exons. Lineage: Eukaryota; Metazoa; Chordata; Actinopteri; Syngnathiformes; Syngnathidae. Gene Ontology annotation, biological process: embryonic skeletal system morphogenesis; regulation of transcription by RNA polymerase II; anterior/posterior pattern specification.